AUCUUUUGACUUGAUCAUGGACCACACUGACAGAAGAAGGAGCUUUCCAUAAACUUCGUAUUCUUUUCAUUUGUAUUGUUGUAGUACUUACCCCUUUGUCCAUCCUUCCUCUUGAGCUUUCCCAUCUUUGUCGACAAAGACGUAGAUAAUACGAUGAAAAGAGGACUCAUUAUUUCGAGGUGCAUACAUUUGCAAUAAGAAGUUCUUAUUGGAGCCACACUUCUCCUUUAUAGAAGCUACAUCUUUCGACCGAAGAAGUAGAGGAGGACCUCCAACUCGACUACAUUCCACGUCCAGCAAAUCGCUUUGCUUAAGGCUACCUUCCGCUAAAAAGCCGAGAUCUAUGUCUUCCAUAUUCGAGAGUUGAAUUACAAGAUUAACAGUGAUGAACGAGCAAAGAAAGGCGUUGGCCUUGGUAUUUGGUUAGGUGCAAAUGACAGUUAGAGGCUGUAUAUGAGAAAUUCGAUGGAAUGAACAGAAAAUAAAAUAAACACUGCUUUAAGUACGUGCUCUAAUGGAGAAGAAGAAAAAGGAGUUUGAUAAAUUUUAUUAAAUAUCUGUUCCUUACACAAAAAUAAUAGACACUUACAAAAGGCAAAACACCAGAAAUCCGGAGAUGGACUUUUUAAAAAGGCAUGUUUAAAAAAAAAAAAAAAAAAUACCUGAAAUAUACGAAAAGGAACUUUAACGUAUUUGAUAACUAGAAGUUCCAUCCAUGCCUUCCAGCAUUUCCAAAAUUUGACAGUCGAAUAUGCCGUUCCAGGAUAAAACUCGAUCGUGAUGCCAGGAACAGUUUUCCGAAAGAUCAAAGAACUUUACAGUAUCAUCACUGCUUGCAACGACAAUACUGUUACCAGGAACCUGCUUCUUUCGUACAUCAUCAUACGUACAAGUCAUAAUAGAAUGCACACAUCGAGUAUCAGAGAUUCUCGGUAGAACAGAAACGAGGCAUUUUAAAUGAGGCCAGCUAUAAAUAGCAAUUCGAUGUUGAACACUUUCCACCGAAUAACCAAAAGUUACGCAAAACUCUUUAUACUUUGGGGACCAAUGGAUUGAAGUAAUCUGUGCACCACAAUAGAGCUCAGAUAUUUUUUUUCCGCUGUUGCAAUUAUAAAAUCGGACAUGUUUGUCGUGUGAGCCGGCUCCUGUAGCGAGCAAAGAUUUUUGCCAGGGACAAAAAGAUAUUGCCUUGACUGCAGCAUCGUGCUGCCAAACAAAAAGUGGCUUCUGCCAUUCAGAAGAAUUAAAAAGGCAAACUCGAUUAUCGUUUCCUCCCGUAGCAAAUUGAGUGCCGUCAUGAUUCCAGGCCAAUCCACAAACCUGCUCUUCAUGAGCAGUAGUAAUUGUUCCAACCUUCGUGGCUUUAAUCGUGGAAUCGGACCACAGUAUAUCAUAGAUUACAACCUCUCCAUUUCCUUUUCCGAUUAUAAUACAAUUCGUGUCCAGUACAGGUUUCCACGCCAUACAGCCGAUAUCGCCUGGAUGAUAAAUGGAAAUUCUGGGCCGAACUUCCCCUCUUCCAAAAAACUGGAUGGUUCCAUCAAUUCUUCCUGCAGCAAGAAUAGUACCGUCAUACGAGUAGGCAAGACUACUUACAUCGUACAUGCUGGUUUCCAAAACACCAACAGGUCCUAAUCCUUCUGUCCAUAAACACACAUUUUCGGCAAGACCAAUAGCUAGGUCACCGCGCGGAGACCAUGCAAGUAAUGUGGUAUAAAAAUCGUCUCGUAACUCGGGAGCGUCAAGGAUUCGAAAAGGAAGAAUUUGGUCCGGAGUAUGCUUCUUUUUGCAUGUAUUGGUUUUUGACUCUAAGGUUAUUGGAAUAAUGCUGGAAGGAGAAGAUGUUUCUGGAGAAAAACGAAAUACAUGACUUGUCUUAUCAAUCUCUAAAACAUGUUCCAGCAAACGAUUGUAAGGGCAAUUAGAAUCUUUCUCCAAACGACUGUCGGAGUGAUCCCUGGUAUCUUUUUUUUGUAAAUAUGGAUUUUCCAGGGGAUCCUGUCGACAUAGCAAUAGAGCAUCAGAGCUCGAGGACAAAGGGAGAAAACGAUCCAAGUCUGUUCUUGCCGUUGAAACGUUUCUUCUUCCACCAGGACGACGGCUAGGAAACCGAUUAUAUCUCAAAAAAUGAUUAGAAGAGUUUAAUAUAGGUCCUGGGGGCGAGGAAGCCGCAGAUACAAUCGAUCGCUCCGGAGCUGCAUUUCCAUAUAGAGUUGAUAAAGGAGAAUGCAUUCCUAAAAGACGAUAAUAAAUCCAAUUGAAACUGCAGCGAGUGUACUGUCCUCGCAAAUUGCCUCGUUUGUGGACGGAGUGAUUGAUUUAAUGAGUCUAACAACUAUAGACAAAAGUAAACAAAUCAUCCUUACCGGCCAACCAUAAUAAGCAGGAAAUGAUAACUCAAAUCAAAAAGGAUAUUUUUAAAAAAGACUAUUCGCAUGUGAUACUUCAUUUUUUAUAUCAACUUGUAUUUUAGGACUUUCUCUGACUGGUAUUGAAAAGAUUAAAGACGAACAACUGACUACGGCCAUGGAAUUAAAUGCAAGAUAUGCAUGUCUCAUAAAUUGCACAGAAAAUGAGAGUAUUACUACGUUACUGGUAAUCCAAGGUCUUGUCUAAUCACCGUAAAGAAAAGCAAACAUGCCGCAAAUUGCAUAUGAAUUAUCACUUUAAGCUUUCAAUAAGGAUUCGUAGCAUAUUCUUUAGAAAGACUUUAGCUAAACAAGUCAGCGUUGAAGGAGAAAGACUUUUUGCACGACGACUACAAAGAGACGAACGAAAACUUCAUUAAAGUACUACUAUAAUGGAGAUAAUAAUAAAUCGGGAUUAUAACAUUGAAUGAACGAUCUAUUUAAUGUAAACAGAGAUCAUCGAAUGUGAAGUUGAUUUUUAUUUACUUUCGAAAAACAAAAUAAGUGUAGAAAUAAGCGAAAGGGUAAACCUAAAUUAACGCAGUCAUUUGUUCCUCGUUAACACGUGACUGCUUUUUUCCCGUACAGGAAACUGGGCAAACAGUGAGAAAACCUGCCGGGAACCUCAACGCAAAAUGAAGUUGAACAUUUCUUAUCCAGCAAAUGGUACUCAAAAGCUGAUUGAAAUCGACGAUGAUCGUCGUCUCCGCGUCUUCAUGGACAAGAGAAUGGGCCAAGAAGUUCCCGCAGACUCUGUAGGCCCCGAAUUUGCGGGCUACGUUUUCAAGAUCACCGGUGGUAAUGAUAAGCAAGGUUUCCCCAUGUUCCAAGGUGUCUUGCUUCCCCACCGUGUUCGUCUUUUGCUUCGUGCUGGUCACCCUUGCUAUCGCCCUCGUCGUGAUGGUGAGCGCAAGCGUAAGUCCGUUCGUGGUUGCAUCGUCAACCAAGACUUGUCUGUUCUUGCUGUCGCCAUUGUUAAGCAAGGCGAGCAAGACAUUCCCGGUUUGACCGAUACUACUGUCCCCAAGCGUCUUGGACCUAAGCGUGCCUCCAAGAUUCGUCGUUUCUUCAAUUUGAGCAAGGAAGACGAUGUUCGCCAAUUCGUCAUCCGCCGUGAGGUUCAGCCCAAGAAGGAAGGCAAGAAGCCUUACACUAAGGCUCCUAAGAUCCAACGCCUUGUUACUCCCAGAACCCUUCAACACAAACGUCACCGCUUCGCUCUCAAGCGCAGACAAGCUGAAAAGAACCGUGAGGCUGCUGGUGAAUUUGCUCAGUUGAUGGCCAAGCGCGUUGCUGAACAAAAGCAAAAGAAGGAAGUUGUCAAGGCUCGUCGUGCCUCUUCCUUAAAAAAUUAAGGCUGACAUAUCCACAAAGUAACUAGGUCAUCUAUAUAAUAAUGUUUUCAUUUGGAUUUUCAUUGGGACCUGGAACUGUCUGAAUUUUUCCUCAAACUUUAGUUUUUUAAAAGUGCAAUUGUAACUCAGCAAAAACCAAUGUAUCUUUAAAAUAUUAAAAUAUCACUGAUUGAAAAACUUGGAAAGCAAACGUAGAAUAAGUCUUAGAGGUUGGGCAAAUUUGGAUAGAAGAAAUAAUGCCUCUUUUUACAUAUUUGCCCAUAAGGGCCAUAUUAAUGGAAUAAAUGCUACGAUAUAAC
Messenger RNA from Schizosaccharomyces cryophilus OY26, 4062 nucleotides. Its product is annotated as 40S ribosomal protein S6. Bases 3044 to 3763 code for a protein of 239 amino acids. Gene Ontology annotation, biological process: translation. Lineage: Eukaryota; Fungi; Ascomycota; Schizosaccharomycetes; Schizosaccharomycetales; Schizosaccharomycetaceae. The transcript has a single exon. Gene Ontology annotation, cellular component: ribosome. Gene Ontology annotation, molecular function: structural constituent of ribosome. The record is from RefSeq and is a predicted model, not a curated record.